GAGAGAGAGAGAGAGAGAGAGAGAGAGAGAGAGAGAGAGAGAGAGAUUUCUGGUUCUGAGCCCGCUCCCCUGCUCUCCGGCAUGGCCUUCGUUCUCGUCUCUCUCUUUCUCUUUCUGUGAUCUGAUUGCUGAAACUUUUGGAAACUCUUCACAUUUAGGAUUCCCUUCGUUUUGUCUGCCGAUUGCUGUUUUUUAACUGGAGGGAAAUUUCUUGAUUGCUUUAGUACAUUUACUCCUUCUGUUCGUCGAUCAACGGACUUCGGGCUGAGAAAACCCCAACUCGCGCUGUUUUUCUUCUUGUUUGCCGUUCAUUCUUAUGGCUGCUCCUAAUUUACCCGAUGACAACCCUGUAACGGCAACCGGAGCCCACCAUUCUCGUAACUCCGGCCAAAAUAUAAGCAGCCCUAAACCUCGCCGCGCCACUCGCCCAGUGUCGUCGCCGUGGACUCAGAUUGUGCGUGGUGAGUUGGAAAUCCCAGCCGUUGUUUCGGCUUCUCCAUCGAAUAUGACAUCUACGACGGCUAUUGUCGAACCGUGUUCUCCUUCGCCUUCUUCUUUAGUUGCGGAAGAAUCUGUUGGAGAGAUAUCAGAGAGUGGGAAUGAGUCACAAUCCAAUGCGGGAAAUAAGCCCGCCUGGAAUAAGCUGUCUAAUGGGGCCGCGAAGGUAGGGCCUGUUAUGGGUGCUGUAUCUUGGCCAGCCUUAUCGGAGUCUACUCGGUUCUCAAUCAAAUCGUCUUCGGAAUCACCGAAAGGCUCAGCUGAUGGAUCUGUUGGCCCUGCAUGCCAGGGGAUAGGUAAUCCAUCAUCCUCACCACAUAAAGAAUUUAGUACUGCAAGCCCUAUUCUGAAUCCGACUCCGAAUCCAAACCCAACUCAUCGUCAGAAGCCAAUGAAGCGUAGUGGUGUUGGCAAUUCAUACAGUGGUGGUGCCUCUCAACAGUCGACAAUUUCAGGUUCUAUAAUUGAUACUACUCCAAAUAAUCCAUCGUCGAAGGACCACAUUCAAAGGAGUUCAUUUGCCUCACAAUCACACAAUGAUCAUAAUUAUCAACAUCAACGUAACUUUAGGAGUCGUGGGUCUGGUUACUCACGUGGUGACAGUUUUCACCAGCACAGUCAUGGUUCUAGGCGUGAUCAAGAUCGUGGAAACCAUGAUUGGAAUCCCCAUCGAAAUUAUGGACAGUCUCAGAGAGUUAUUCAAAGAUAUAUAAGGCCUCCACCACCUCCUAGUACUGCAACGUUUAUUCCUUCAUCUAUGAGGCCUAUUGGCGGUCCCAUGCCUUUUCAUGAAUUUGGACCUCCAGUGGUAUAUGUCGCAGCUUCUCCUCAAGAGGCCCUUAGAGGUGUACCUUUUGUGGCUCCAAUGCCACCUAAUGCCGUGUUUUACCCUACUUCAGAUCCUCAGUUAUAUGCUAAGAUAGUCCAUCAAAUAGAAUACUACUUCAGUGGUAAGAACUUAAUAAAGGAUACUUUCUUGAGAGGGAACAUGGAUGAAGAUGGAUGGGUUCCAAUUCAUUUAGUAGCAGGCUUUAAAAUGGUUCGAGCACUUACUGACAAUAUCCCAGUGAUAUUGGAUGCUUUGAGGAUGAUAUCUACUGUUGUGGAAGUACAGGGGGAUAAGGUAAGGAGGCGAAAUGAUUAUAGUAGAUGGAUAAUGCUCCCUUCAACUCAAACUUCUAAUGUCGUUGCCCCAUUAAACCCAGCAAACUCCAGUCAAGAUAUGCUGGCUGCUGGUGUUCAGAGUAUCAUGUUAGAGACUAAUAAUGGUAGCAAUACGGAAGGCCGGGGUGAUUUUUAUGUCGAGACUCCGCAAAGUAGAUCACCUCGGAAUUUUAAUACCCAGUCACAGCUGCCAGGCACAGGCAAGCCAAAUAUUGAGACAGGUUUGGAUCACUCCUUCUCGGCAAGGAAUUAGACCUUGUACAUGCUGAUGCCCAUGUCUUUUAUGAGGACAAAAAAAAAGUAGAUAUGGGUAGUAGAGACUAAGGAGAUAAGUUAUGAAACUGGUUUCUGUUAAAUAUGGAGGCCUUCUUGAUGCACGAUGAAUCUUUUUUCUCUCGUGUGGUUAGGUAAAGGCGGCAAACUAUGACGAAUAAGGAGGCAAAAUGAUGGUAAAAAAGUGAGACAACUCUAAGAAGUUACAAAAUACUGAACAUUUUCUUUUAUCGGCGACGUUUGUUACUUGAAUUUAUUUCCUUUUUGUUCUCCUCCUUGGUGAUGAUAUGUACUCAACCAUGGAGAAUCCUGAUAUGCUUCCCCAUGGUGGUGCCCCUCAGUUGGUUAGAUAUCCAUCCUUGGAGGCAGAAAACCUUGAGUCAUCUGGGAGAAGACAAGUAAAAAUGGUUCUGCAAAGGAAGUAAAAAUGCUGGCUGAUCUUUCUUCAUUGUUAAUUUAGAGAGACUGACCUUCUUUGGAUGCUGAUUGCAGCUGCUGCUCCAUCAUGAAGGCCUUUUUCCUUUUUUUUCUUUUUCUUUUCUCCCUUUUUUUCCCAAGACUUCUUAUGGUUUGCUCUAUAAAUGAUGAUGUCAAAUGGAAUAACUUUGCAUAUGGUACUUGUAACUUUUUGAAUACUUGACUGCAUAAAAUGUGCCCGUCUGUGUAUACAGCUUGUGGUUGGCGCAUCUUGUUAUGAACUUUAUUUUCCAUCUCU
Molecule: messenger RNA, 2650 nt
Organism: Cucurbita pepo subsp. pepo (vegetable marrow)
Lineage: Eukaryota; Viridiplantae; Streptophyta; Magnoliopsida; Cucurbitales; Cucurbitaceae
Source: RefSeq, a predicted model, not a curated record